AUGACCCUGCAGAGAGUGAACAGCCAUGAGUCUACUGUGAUAAUGGAUCGCAGCAGGAUAGAUAGGAACAGAAAUCAAACAUGUGGUAACUACAACAGCGUCAUGGAGCCUGAGUACGACGUGGUGGAUGACCAGGAGGAAGUGCUGAAUGUGCGCAUACUUCCUGCAAGGCCCAUAAAUGAGGAGAGAGAGUAUGCAGACAGGGGUCUUCCAAGGUCAUCAUCGGCUCAGAGUAUUUCAUCAGUGUCUGCUCAGAACUCCAACAUCCUGCCUAGAGAAAUCCCACUUACUUCAGGGCCUGCUGUAAAUAGAGACCUGAAGCCAGGCAGAAGAAAGACCAGAUUAGAUAAGAGGUCACCACCUGUGGAGCCAGGAGACCAGCGCUCACACAGUCACUCUCCAUCACCUUCACCGUUGACCGCGGAGUUACUAAAUCGCUUGCUUGGACUGAGUCUACACGAACCCUGCAGGAGAAAUGGACAGAGCGCAGCUAAAAAAGCAGAGUUCAAUCCACAUACCAAAGGUCUACAGAGUGCUGAAAGUGUUUCAGCCCCUCAUACCAAUAUAAGACAUUCUUUGGAUUUGGAUACUCAUGGUAUAGAAAUCAGCUCACAACACAAUCUAGAAAGGGUGCCAUCAAAACGGCAUCACCACGAGUGGCCUCAAACUAAAGAAGACUUUGACCAACAUGACUUUGUUCCACUGGAAAAGCCUCAACAGACCAACUGUGAAGAGGACUGGUAUGUUGGGGCUUGUAAUCGACCAGAUGCUGAGCACGCUUUACACCUGGUGAACAAGGAUGGGGCAUUUUUGGUACGAGACUGCUCCAUCAACUCCAACAGUGAACCCUUUGUAUUGGCUGUUUAUCACGAGAAGAAGGUUUACAAUGUAAAAAUUCGGUUCAUCAAGAGCACCAGCAAAUACAUUCUGGGAACAGGACAACGAUCAAAUGAUAUGUUUGACUCUGUGGCAGAUAUCAUCAAGUUCCACUCCAUUUUCCCAAUAAUAUUCAGUGGGAGAAAUAUGCCUGGAAGCAGAUACCCAGAAAACUGUGUGCUGACAUGUCCAGUAACAAAAAGGGAUGUUGACCUACUGCUGCAAUAACACACGCAUCAUUCCAGCAAAUAUAAUCUGUGGAAUCUGAUUCUUAUUAAGUCACUAUGUAACCCAAAACAUCCACCAAAGUUCAUCAUGAGCAUGUUAGGAAAAGGCUGACUGUGUAUACAAUUUGUGAAAGUAUUUGCUUGUGUCAAUAAAAAAUGUGUUUCAUCCAA
This is a messenger RNA of Siniperca chuatsi (mandarin fish), 1274 nucleotides long. RefSeq names its product cytokine-dependent hematopoietic cell linker. The record is from RefSeq and is a predicted model, not a curated record. Gene Ontology annotation, biological process: cell surface receptor protein tyrosine kinase signaling pathway; intracellular signal transduction. The transcript has 17 exons. NCBI's taxonomy places the organism in Eukaryota, Metazoa, Chordata, Actinopteri, Centrarchiformes, Sinipercidae. Bases 1 to 1104 code for a protein of 367 amino acids.